AUGGAAGACCAUGAUGCGCAGAUUUCUGCAUUUCUGAAACAUCGAUGUGCAACGUGUCGUAAAGAGUUCAAGAACCUCAAUCAUCUCCGGCGGCAUGAAAUACGACUGCCUCCUCAUUUCGAUGCGAAUAUUGUUCUCGAAGCUUUGCCAGAAAGUGAGUGCUUCACUCGAUCUAGUCGCACCUUCGCUGAUGAUCCAGCGACGCUUUGCGACGUCACUUCAAAACCUGCUCAAAAGUAG
Molecule: messenger RNA, 240 nt
Organism: Parastagonospora nodorum SN15
Lineage: Eukaryota; Fungi; Ascomycota; Dothideomycetes; Pleosporales; Phaeosphaeriaceae
Exons: 2
Coding region: 1-240 (79 amino acids)
Source: RefSeq, a predicted model, not a curated record